Molecule: messenger RNA, 4779 nt
Organism: Pocillopora meandrina
Lineage: Eukaryota; Metazoa; Cnidaria; Anthozoa; Scleractinia; Pocilloporidae
Source: the annotation of a GenBank genome assembly
AUGGAUAACAACGUACGAGAUACAAAAAUGACCACCAGAAAAAGAGACCGAAGCGAAAUACUUUACACGUGCUCUUCUACGCUAUCGAUCAUUUCAAUUGUCUUAGUUUUUGCUCUGUUUGCGAGAAUAGAAACUGUCGCCCGGGACUUGAGGACAGCGGACACGAAAUUCUCGCUGCAAAUUCAGCAAAUCCGAGACGUUCUGAAAGAAAGUUCAGCCUCUUCCCGCGGGAGCGAAAACUUCGACACAUCAAAUGGUAAGGUGACUGAGAACUUACUCUGAAUUUUUUAGUUUUUAGACCAAAUUUUGUUAUUGUGUAUAUAUUCUCUUUUAUAAAAGCUAUAUAGUGUACGGUAUGUGUGUUUUUUGUCUGGACAUUGGAUAGAAGAACGAUAAGAUAACGAGCACGAUAAUUUUAUCACGCAUUUUAUUCAUGGGCGACUAAUGUAAUUGUUUAGUAUUAAUUCCUCAGUCGUUUAAAACUUAACAUCAAGACAGGCUCAUGUUUUUAUUAAUUUUGUCUACAGCCAUGCAAAAUUUUAUUAAUUAGGCUAGUAACUUUAAUCGCCAUAGAUAUAAUUUGGAGUGAAAUUUGGGGUCAAUAAGCACGAGUAAAUUUUUUAAAGACAACAAAAUUGCUCGCGCCGGUAGGGCAAGUUAAAGCGUGCGUGCGCUAUUUGUAAUUUGCAUUCGUCCUACAACUUUGCACUCGUGUUUCAUGAGAAUAUAUCCGUUUUCAGCGCGUUUUUUUUUUUUCAUGUAUAUUAUACAAACGGAGCAAGUAAUGAAUAACGAAGCCAAUCAGACUGCCGAAAUUAUAUUAGAACGCUUUUACAAGAUUUAUACUACAUUGAUAUGUUAGAUUCGUCCGUGAAAAGGCACAACAUCAACUAUCAAAGGUUCUCGUUCUAUCCAGAAGCAUCUGGGCUCGAGUGCGCACACUUUAAAAAUGUCUUUAGACUUUUGCAAAUCACCUGACCCAGAUUAUAUCGUCUGUUCCGAUGACUGAAUGCCGCAAUUCUUUUAACUCUUACAAAAUUAAUAAAGAAUAUGUCAAUAUUGAAUACAGCCAAAAUAUACUUGAAACACUAGUCAAUGAUUUUACUUUGUUUAUUUUAGCGAGCCGAUACAAAAUUUCGGUUGUUCGUCGCAGCGCGGAUACAGUUAACGGCAAUGAAUCGAUUAGGAACUAUGACAUUGGAGAGUCUAUCAAGAGAUACGUGCAAUCGAUUAUAAAAGGAUAUAUUUGUCAAAGUCCAGACAGGGUUUGCGUGGCAGGGUCCCCCGGACCAAUAGGAGCUCAUGGUCUUCCGGGAAAAAGAGGGCCUAAAGGAAUUAGGGGAAAGAAGGGAACGCGAGGAGUUGUGAGACCUCCAGGAGAACCGGGAAAGCAAGGCAUCAAGGGAGAUAUUGGCCCCAAAGGAGUCAAGGGAGAAAAAGGUAAACAAUAAGAUAACGAUAAUGAUCAUAAUAAUGACAACAGAAAAACUUAUUUUUUUGGAAAAAAAUAUGUGGUCAAAUACUAAUACAAUGUUAGUUCGAGAUGAUAAUUUAAUUAAAUGUGAUCUUGUUUCAUUUUACAACUAAUUCAUUUUCAUUGGUGUAUAUUUCCUUUCAUCAUUUCAUCGCAAAAUUGCUUAAUGCUGAGCGUGCGCUUUUUGAAGUUACCUUGAAGUUCUGUGUUUGUAUGGACUGUUUUUUACAAUGGUAUAAUAAUAAUAAAGCCGUUUUCAGCAUUGUUGUUAAGUUUACGUUACACGUAUGAUCUUUUAUAUGUCUCUGUCUAAAGGCGCGAUCUUUAAUGAUUAUUAUUUCAUUACCUCCUUUACCUGGCAACUCUUCUUUUCUCAGGAAACCCAGGGACACCUGGACAACCAGGAGCUAAAGGUGAACCAGGCGAGUCCCUAUCUGCACCAAAGGUGACUGUAUCACCAACUUCAGACACUGUUACUGAAAACCAAACUGCUACGUUUUAUUGCUCGGCUAAUGGCAAUCCAACGCCUACCGUCACCUGGAGUAAAACAGGUGAUACGGAACCAAUUGUAAGCCCACAUAAUAAGUUAGAAAUCACAAAAGCUACGUAUAAUGACUCGGGAAAUUAUGCUUGCACAGCUAAGAGCAUAUUGGGUGAGAUGCAAAAGCAGGUGAAGCUCCUUGUGGAAGGUAAGCAUAUUUUGCAGAAUGGAUUUUUUAACAGCCAGCAAUCGUGACCCUAAUGAGUUUAUAUUUGAUUUUUUUUUUUUUUUUGGUUGGUGUAACUCUUCACGGAAUGUUCGGAAAAGACUUCAUUCAAAAAGAUUCCUCAGAAAAAAGUUAUCUAACAUUUUCUCUUUUAACUUUCCUUAAAUUUUCCUUAGCCAUGUCUGUGUCAAAAAAAAAUACAGUCAAAAAUAUGUCAUUGUGCUUGUUUAAGAGAUAGGAUGGGCCAAGCUUACCCCAUUUAUGCCUGUGCUGGCACUAAUCACGUGCAUUAUUGAAUCGGUUCACAGUACAUUUAGCGGUAGCUUGAAGGAAGAGCUUUUAAAGUAACAAUUGUUACGCGUAAAUUUACUGAUUUUUCUGUGUGUUUGUUUGGGACAUAUUUACGCAUAAACGUUUCAUGCUAACCAUUUCCAAUUUAUUCAAGUUCUUUCGUUCUUGUAUUUCAACAAAUUGGAAAAGCCACAAUAGUUUUUGAAUUUCGAACUGUCACAUUUUGCUCGUUAUUUUGGUUUCGUUAUACACCUGUAUGUCGGUACUUUGAUGAACAUUUCUGUUGAAAUUGCAUGUAAACAUAGUGUCAGUGCUCUCCCUGGAAAUACAAUUAUAAGUUUUCAUGAUCUUUCUGGGAAAUCGAUUCUCAUGGAAGUUGGCAGCUGAGUUUGGGCUCGUAAGUUCGCUUUCCUUUCAUAGGAUAAUUGCUCGCCUUGCCGCUUUUUCAGAAAUUAUUAUUACGUCCCACUUUUAUUUUCUAAGCUGCUCUACCGCAAUUAAGAGAGGUGUUCAGAUGGCCUAGAGUCUAUUUAAUCCGUUCUUUAGUUUUGAAAUUAUUUCCCAAACAGAGGGAAUACUUAACUAGAAUCACUUAGCUUCAAAGAGACAUUUUCCGCUUCUUUUCGUAACCUUAUUCAGAUAUUUUAAAUUUAAGGAACAAUAUAGCCACGCGCUCGAUAGUACUUAGGAAGUAAAUUGUAAAGCUUUUUCGAUUACAUAGACGACUGCAAGCCGAUUACAUUGAUUACGAAGUUAGCUACGCCAGAGUUCAUAUCGGUUUUUUAACCUGAACUAGAAAAAACCUACUGUGGAACCAAACGCUGUCAUAUCCUUGACAUCCGUAAAAAGCUCGCUCGAAGCAGAUCUCCGUGUACCAGGGAAUCGUGACGAGUUUCCGUCGUCGCUGCCAAGUUGCCUCUACCGAGCUUAUUUUUCCCCGUUUUUGUACGUUUCCCAUGAAGUCUAGUUUGAGUGCGGAAAAAACUAUCGUCACACAGUUUAAAAAAAAGAAGCUUAUAGAUAGAAAUUAUCGAGCGUAAAAAGGAAAAAUCACACAAUCUUAAACGACAUCGACUAAAAAGGGUUCCUCGAGUCGUUGCUUUCAAAGUUUUACUUUGCAUCAACGGGUAACGGGCUUCGCGCGCGCUUUUAGCUGCAUCUUUUUUCCCUUCAAUGAAUUUUUUUAGAUUCCCCAGUUUAAAGGGGAUGAAUUGUUCACCAAAAUAGUGCAAGAAAAAACUCUAGUUCAUCGUACCCUCUUAGGAGCAUAAGAAAAUCGCACCUCUUUAGCUGGUCCAUUGAUUGAAAAUCAGUACUGUUUUAUCGGAAUGCGCGUGCGCUUAUUCGCCUGAUUAUGUAAUUUUGUGCGCGGUACAGGAUGCGCAGUACAAUACUAAGGAGUUACGGUAACUCUUUAUUCAUUAUAAUAAUAAGUUUGAUAAUAGUAAUCAUGAUAAUGGUAAUGAAAUAAAAUUUAUAACAAAUAAUUAUAAUAUGAUGAUAAUAAUUAUUUUAAAAAUAAUACUAACAACGAAGAUAAUAAAAAUGACACUAAUGAUGAAAAUAGUGCAGGUCUAUAUUUAUUUAUGGUCUAUAUUCUGUAUUUUUUCUCUUAUCGUUACUACAUUUAUAAUUUUGUUUGUUUUGUCUUAUGCAUUUGAUUUUACUACCUAGGACCUCUAGAACACUGAGUUUUUCAUUUGGAUUUCAGAUUAAAAUUUUGAAUGCUUAUUAAAUCAAUUUAAAACGUAGAAAGAAGGAGAUGCAAGUCGAAAAAAAAAUAUCCCGAUUCUCGAAUUAGUCCUCUAAGAAACUACACGAUCCUGGCAAGGGAGAAAAGCUUAUUAGUAAUCACAGUUUUGAAUAUAAAUGGCUGGAGAGCAUAAAAAAAGUAUUGCAUUUCCUUGGCAGUUUCGAUCCUCAAUGGACUUUUUUGUUUGUAUCUUUUUCCAUCUUAAAAUAAAGUAAGCCGAGAUUUUUUAAGAAUUGCUAAGUGAACUUAGAUAAAACAUUUUUUAUUUGUUUUCCUCAGCUCCUCCACGAUUUACCAAAAUUCCAAACAGAGUCAUUAGAGUCAAUAGAGGUAAAAAAGCAUCUGCCUCUUGCCAGGCGUUUGGUUUUCCGACGCCAAAAAUAGUUUGGUCAAGAGGACUUGUCCCGUUACCACAAGGUCGAACAAGUGUCAGUAAUGGAACCUUAGACAUAUCACACUUUGAUCCUAAAGAUUCUGGUACGUACCGAUGUACCGCGUCCAACAAGCUGGGAUCUAUCAGUGCUUUGACAACUCUUUAUUAUAUACACAGAGGU